GCUGAGGCAGUCUACAGUAAAUACUCAUGCUGUAAUGUUACUGCUUCAAUGAGAUUUACCUCCAUCAUACCAGUUCUGUUUAUUCAAAUAAUAGAAGUGAUGUGAAUUGUUUCAGCAAUAAAGUGUUUAAAAUUAUAACCUGUUAACCUUGUAGUGAAUUUUUAUAGCUUGAAUAAAAACACCAAACCAAGAUGAGUUAUCAUCAUGGACGGGGUAAUGAUAAGAAACCCAGAGGCUUUGGUUUCUCUGGAUUUCAAAUAUCUUCUACUCCUCAACGAGGGGUUGCUAUACCACCACCAACUAUUAAACCUGGCAUUAGCAAGCAAGGAUACCACACGAUGAAUGCAAUAUCUGAAAAUGCUCUUUCUAUCAAUUGGAAUGCUGCAACUAAACCAAGAAAAACAGAAGAAGAAUAUUUUGAUGAAGAUGAUGAACCUUCUGCUAGUCUUGAAUAUAUUCCAGCGCCAGGUUCCCCAUCAUAUGAUAAACAUAAGAAAAAGAAAGAAGAGAGCGACAGUGAAGAAGACCCUUUGGACGCUUUUAUGGCUGGUAUUAAUGAAGAGAUAAAAAAAAGUAAAACUACAGAAGGAGAAGAACGCAAAGAAGAAAAAAUGAAAGGAGUAAGAACUGAUAUUGAUACUGAAGAUAAUGAAGAAAGUUACUACAGGUAUAUGGAAGAAAAUCCAAAUGCUGGAUUGCAAGGUGAAGAUUCUGAUCAAGAGAUAGAGUAUGAUGAGGAUGGAAAUCCUAUUGCUCCUCCUAAAAAGAAAGAGAUUGAUCCUUUGCCUCCAAUCGACCAUAGUUUAAUUUCUUAUGAACCUUUUGAAAAAAACUUUUACAUUGUGCAUGAAGAAAUUUCUCAGUUAAAUAGACAACAAGUUGAUGAUCUCAAAAAAACAUUGGGUAUCAAAGUUACUGGUGCUAUGCCACCUAAUCCUGUCACCAGUUUUGGACAUUUUGGUUUUGAUGAUUCAUUGAUAAAAUCAAUUAGAAAACAUGAAUAUACGCAACCUACGCCUAUUCAAGCACAAGCUAUUCCUACAGCAAUGAGUGGUCGUGAUUUAAUAGGUAUUGCUAAAACAGGUAGUGGUAAAACAGCGGCUUUUAUUUGGCCAAUGCUUAUACACAUAAUGGAUCAAAAAGAAUUAGAGGAAGGAGAUGGCCCAAUAGGAUUAAUUUUAGCUCCAACAAGAGAGUUAUCACAACAAAUUUAUCAAGAAGCAAAAAAAUUUGGAAAAGUUUACAACAUAAGAGUAGUUUGUUGCUAUGGAGGAGGUAGUAAAUGGGAACAAAGUAAAGCCUUAGAAGGGGGAGCUGAAAUCGUUGUUGCUACUCCUGGAAGAUUAAUUGACUUGGUAAAAAUGAAAGCUACAAAUUUAACAAGAGUUACAUUUUUAGUCUUGGAUGAAGCUGAUAGAAUGUUUGACAUGGGUUUUGAACCUCAAGUCAGAUCUAUUUGUAAUCAUGUUCGACCAGAUAGACAAACUUUAUUGUUUAGUGCUACUUUUAAACGUAGAAUUGAAAAACUAGCUAGAGAUAUUCUGACAGAUCCGAUAAGAAUUGUACAAGGUGAUGUUGGUGAAGCAAAUACAGAUGUAACCCAAAAUGUUCUUGUAUUUUAUAAUAAUUUACUAGGCAAAUGGAACUGGUUGAAUCACAAUUUAGUAGAAUAUUUAAGUUCUGGUAGUGUUCUUAUAUUUGUUACAAAAAAGCUUAAUGCUGAAGAAUUGGCAAACAAUUUGAAAUUGAAAGAGUUUGAUGUACUCCUACUUCAUGGUGAUAUGGAUCAAAUAGAAAGAAACAAAGUUAUUACAGCUUUUAAAAGAAAAGAAGUCAAUAUAUUAGUAGCUACAGAUGUAGCAGCUCGUGGUUUGGAUAUUCCUCACAUAAGAACUGUGAUCAAUUACGAUAUUGCUAGAGAUAUCGAUACGCACACACAUAGAAUUGGUAGAACGGGUCGUGCUGGAGAAAAAGGCACUGCUUAUACACUUGUCACUGAAAAAGACAAAGAAUUUGCUGGACAUUUAGUAAGAAACUUAGAAGGAGCAAACCAAGAAGUACCAAAAAGUCUAAUGGACUUGGCAUUGCAAAGCAGUUGGUUUAGAAAAUCAAGAUUUAAGAGUGGCAAAGGAAAACAGGUCAAUGUCGGCGGGGCAGGCUUUGGUUUUAGGGCUAAAAGUUCAAAUUCAAAUUACGACAAUUAUCAAUCCAGCAGUUCGGCUUCGACGUCGGAACCUUAUAGACCAAAAGAACUUGCUGAAGUGGUAAAAAAAAUAGAACGUUCUUCUGGACCGUGCAGUGACAGGCUUUCUGCUAUGAAAGCUGCUUAUCGUAGUCAGUAUAAUUCUCAGUUUCGUGCAUCUUCCGAUCAUACUUGGGAACAAACGAUAACACCUCCAUCUGUUAUAAUGCCUCCACCUCCACCGCCUCCAACGGGAUCAAUGACAUCAGAUAAUAAACCCCAAUGGGGAGCUAUGCCACCUCCACCACCAUCUUCAAGUAAUGAAAGUAAAGACAGUGAUGAAGGACCUAGACAAGAAAGAAAAAGAGCGAGAAAAAGUCGUUGGGAAUAAUGAUAAAAUUGUACUAUAAUGACAUCGGUGAAUUCAUAACAUAUUUGUUUUCAAAAAGAGUGAUUAACUGAAGAACAAUUAUAAUUUAAAUUCCUUCAUUAAUUUUAAUUUAAAAGUUUGUCCAUAAAAGCUUCAGCAAUUUUGUGAAAGUAAAUUUUACGUAAAAACUGAAGCAGCUAAUUGUAUAUUGAACUUACACUUUGUGUUUGAUUUGAUGUUAAUUUUUUUUAAUUCCAGAUUUCGUAAAUGUGUACAUUUGAUAAAAAAUUGAUUCGUAUUUAUUUAUUGUAAAUAGUUUUUGAGAAUCAUUGAAGGAAUUCUACACGCUUAUAAAAUCCUUAAUUUGUAAAAGAUUAUCAAAUUCGAAUUCAUUAAAAUGUAUGUACAUUAGUUGAUUAAUUAAACUUUUUACAGUAAAA
This is a messenger RNA of Trichogramma pretiosum, 2992 nucleotides long. RefSeq names its product ATP-dependent RNA helicase DDX42. The transcript is spliced from 10 exons. Gene Ontology annotation, molecular function: RNA binding; RNA helicase activity; ATP binding. Bases 192 to 2573 code for a protein of 793 amino acids. NCBI's taxonomy places the organism in Eukaryota, Metazoa, Arthropoda, Insecta, Hymenoptera, Trichogrammatidae. The record is from RefSeq and is a predicted model, not a curated record.